ACGGUGAUCACUGAAUGUUCUCAUCGAUGAAUUACUGCAUCAAACAAUAAACGGAUACACAAAAGACACAACAGACAGAACGUGACACAUUGCAACCGUGGAACUGUUACAUUAUUGUGAUGACGUCGGGCCAGCAGGCGGCGCUGCGGCGUGACGUCACGUGAGCAGAGACGCCACAGCAGCCGUAGCAGAAGAAGCGUGAGGAGCGCGUUAGCAGAGCCAGGACUAACAAUGAUGGAGUGACCCCGCGUGCGCGGAAUAAGCAGACCGAUCGCGGCUCGUCGUGAAUCAUAUCGCGCGUCUGCAGCGGCGUUCGGACCUCCGAGCCGAAAGUAAAGGCGGAAACAUGGCAAACGACGAGACGCUGCGCUCGUUGAUGUUCACGCUCAGUUACGUGCUGAUGAAGCGGCGGCGCGACGUCACCAGCGCGGACGCGCAGCGCAGACGCGAAGUUCAGCGGCGCGUCGCGCACAGACAGUAUUUUCACCAGAGGCACAAGAGGAUGAUCAUGAUGAUGAUCGCUCAGACGUCUCGUCCCACCGGCGACCUGCCGGCGCGUCCCACGCGGGUUUGGAGCAACAUCGAGAGCACCGACUGGUGGGAGCGCGUGGUCAUGAGGGAGUUCCAGCCGUCCGACUGGCUGGAGAAGUUCCGCAUGACCAAAGAGACGUUCUUCCUCCUCUGCGGCAAACUGAAGCCGCGCCUCAACCGGCAGGACACGCGGCUCCGCCCGGCGCUGCCGCUGGAGAAACGCGUGGCCGUGGCGCUGUGGCGUCUCGCCUCCAACGUGGAGUACCGCACCAUCAGCACGCUGUUCGGCGUGGGCCGCUCCACCGUGUGCAAGUGCGUGCGGGACGUGUGCCACGCCAUCGUGCUGCUGCUGCGGCCGCUGUACCUGCGCACGCCCAGCGAGCACGAGCUGGAGGACGCCGCGCGCCUCUUCGCCACCCGCUGGGGCUUCCCGCACUGCGUGGGCGCCGUCGGCAGCCUCCACGUGCCCAUCAUCGCGCCGUCCAGCAACACCGACAACUACUGGAACAGCCGCGGCUGGCUGUCGGUCGUCACGCAGGGCGCCGUCAACGGGCUGGGCCAGUUCUGGGACGUGUGCGCCGGCUUCCCGGGCAGCACCGAGCACUCGGCCAUCCUGCAGAACUCCACGCUGUGGGCGCGCGGCUGCGACGGCGGCGGCUUCCUGCUGCACGACCCGCCGCUGGACUUCAUGGGCCGGCCGCUGGGCUACCUGAUGCUGGGCGACGCCGGCUACCCGCUGAAGAGCUGGCUGCUGAAGAGCUACCCCGAGUCCAGCGAGCUCACGGCCGGCCAGAGGGCCUUCAACCGCAAGCUGGAGCGGGCGCGCGGCGUGGUGGACGAGGCCUUCCUGCGGCUGCGCGCGCGCUGGCAGUGCCUGCUGAAGCGCAACGACUGCCGCAUGGACGUGGUGCCCACCAUGAUCCUGGCCUGCUGCGUCCUGCACAACGUGUGCGAGGUGCACGGCGACGAGUUCGACGAGCGCUGGGAGGAGGCCGUGCGGCACGAGGAGAGUCCGCAGCCCGCCGACGAGGUGUCGCCGUCGGCCGACGACCGCGACGGUGAGGAAGUCAGGGCGCUCUUCUGCGAGUACUUCCUGCAGCAGGAGAACCAGCAGAGGACGUUAGCCUGUUGAGACGUGAAAGCGAACGCCCCGCCGGCCUCUCGAACGCUCUCGCUGUUCUUCUCUGUUUUGUGUUUUUCAGAACUGGCUCUCAGGUCAGAUGCGGCGGCUCAUCUGUUCCCUUCAGUCGCACAAAAAGACGUCUGAACGCCACGCGUUAGAUGCAGAGCGUCACGCAGAGAAAGACAGACACAGACAGACAGAGGUUUGUCGACUGUUGAUGAAGACGGUCAUCAGUGUGUGUUUGUGGGUUAAUUAAAUUAGUUAGUGCAGUGAUUCCUGGAGCCCGGCUCUGCACGUCUCCUUAAUCAAAAUCACCUGAUUCAGAUCAUCAGCAGAGACUCCAAGACCUGACACGAGAAACGUGCAGCGCUGGGAACCGCCGAGUUAGUGGAUGAUGUUACUAGUUAAAGUGAACAGAACUAACUAAAGCAGCUGAUUCACACACACCGAGACUCAGAGGUCAUGAAGAAAAGUGACGUUACUGAAAAUACAGACGUGAAAAAUCAUGUUCGUGAAGUCACUGUGUUGUAACUGCUUCAUAUGCUGUAUGGAUGUGUUUUUUUAAAUCAUUAAACGUGAACAUCUCUCAUUAUGAUCAUAUUCUGUGUAAUGUGUUUUUGUCCAAAUAAUAAAAGUCAGUG
Messenger RNA from Labeo rohita (rohu), 2295 nucleotides. RefSeq lists its product as uncharacterized. The coding region runs from base 347 to 1663 and encodes 438 amino acids. NCBI's taxonomy places the organism in Eukaryota, Metazoa, Chordata, Actinopteri, Cypriniformes, Cyprinidae. The record is from RefSeq and is a predicted model, not a curated record. The transcript is spliced from 2 exons.